Molecule: messenger RNA, 1799 nt
Organism: Chenopodium quinoa (quinoa)
Lineage: Eukaryota; Viridiplantae; Streptophyta; Magnoliopsida; Caryophyllales; Amaranthaceae
Exons: 1
Coding region: 693-1244 (183 amino acids)
Source: RefSeq, a predicted model, not a curated record
UUGAAUGAGAGAGAACCACAGGUUUUAAUUAGAGUUAAUUGGAGGGAAAAGGGGUGUAUUAAAAAUAUAAGAGGUCACGUGACUUGCACACUCGUGGUCAACACCGGAUAAAAUAGAGUCAACGCCGGAAAUUAGCAUUAGCCAUUAGGUUGUCUUUGACAAAAAAAUUUAUAAUAUGCUUAAAAAAAAAUUUAAAAAAUUAUUUUAAAUAAAGUAAAUACUUUAGAAGAUUGUUUCCGACAAAUUUUUCCUCAAACAAAUCCAUACAUUACAGCACCCAAAAAAAAUUGGUUUUUGAUUAGAAAAAUUAGUUACGUGGGCAAAUAAAGCACUCCUAAUAAAGUAAUAAACAUAAUUAUAAUUAAGUAUUGAAAGUACUAGGUUCCAAGCAUAAAGUUGUAAAUAUAGCAUCCCAAGGAUAAAGUUGUAAAUAUAGCAUAGGUGAAGUUAAACUACCUUCCUCUGUUCAUCUGUCCCCUACAACGGUCGAUACUUGCAUAAAUUUUAAUUUUAAAUUAGCGCCGCACUAAUUUUCAAAUUAAUUUUGACUCCCUAAUCCUCCAAAAUUUCCCCUCAAUUUUCUCUUUCCCGUGACUCCCAAUUUGCAAUUUCCUAUUUUUCAUCCUUUAUAUAAAUGCCACCCUCUUUUUUCUUCCAUUUUAUCAACUGAACCAUAAUUCCAAAAAAUUAAAAUGGGGAACUGUUCUUUAAAAAGUUCAGCAACAACAUCUAACAAAGUAGUUCACACCACUAUCCGAAUAAUGACGGAUUCGGGUCGGGUUAUCGAAAUAGAUGGUCCGAAACUAGCUCAAGAAGUUCUCGAUGAUUUCCCGGGUUACGGAAUCUAUCAAAAGGGUCACCUUACAUUGCCAUUAUUCGAAGAUGAACUUCUUAUUAAUGGUCAAUUUUACUACCUACUUCCAUUUGGGGUGUCUGGUAGUAAGAGUUUAUCCGAAACGGUGUCGUCGAGUGUGUCUACGAGCUUCUGGAAGGAUCAAAACGCUGCGUUUGAGGUUUUGCCUUCGAAAGGAAAUGGUGUUUGGCGGGUAAAAAUGGCGAUUGAUAGUAAAGAGUUGGAGGAAAUGAUGUCGGGGAAUAACGCAGAAGCGUUGAUUCAAAUGAUGAGAUCGGCUGCGAAGUCGUCGGAGAAAUCGCCGGAAAGGAGUUUAAGGCGGCGAUCAAUGGCUUUGAUUGCGGCAGGGUUUAGAAGUCCGGUGACUCCCCGGAGGCUUACUGCUUGUUGAUGCUCUGUUUUUUUUUAAAAAAAAAAGUUUAAUUUUUAUUUUAUGUUAUGGAGGUUUUGAUUUUGUGGGUCAUAUUGGACUCACUUUAGAGAUGGUGUGUAAUAAUUUACUAAUUAUGUACGAAGUAGUUCACAUGCAUGUUAAUUGGACUCCAAGAUGGCAAAACAAGAACCUUGUGACUUUGUGAGUUUUUUUUCUUUUCAUAAUUCAUGUGAUUAAAUUUUGACUAAAUGUAUACUAGUUUAGUACACAAAGAGUCUGUUUGUUUCAUCUAAUUUUUAACUUAUUCUAUCUUAAUUUUGAUUAAAUGUAUACUUUGUAUUAAUUUUUAACUUAUUGGCAAAUGUAAAAGGCAAAAAUUAUUGCGUACACUUAAUAAAAAACAAGGAAAUAUGUUAGUUACACGGUUUAAUUUAAGUUUUUUUUUAUCCAAACAAGCUGAACUUACAUUAUUUAUCAACCACGAAUAGCAAAUAAACAUACAUCUCUACACAAAGAGAAUGUUACAUUUUAUCAUAUUUAUAGAGAAGUGAAUAGUGUAACUCACUGCACGCU